Molecule: messenger RNA, 806 nt
Organism: Panonychus citri (citrus red mite)
Lineage: Eukaryota; Metazoa; Arthropoda; Arachnida; Trombidiformes; Tetranychidae
Gene: mRpL12
Product: 39S ribosomal protein L12, mitochondrial-like
Exons: 2
Coding region: 194-703 (169 amino acids)
Biological process (GO): mitochondrial transcription; translation
Cellular component (GO): ribosome; mitochondrial large ribosomal subunit
Molecular function (GO): structural constituent of ribosome
Source: RefSeq, a predicted model, not a curated record
UGUUCUUCCAAUGGUCAGGGUCACAUGUGUCUGGGAAUAGAAAGAGGAACAGUUGAAGAGCCUGAGAAAAGGGAUCAUCAUAAAAGAGAAUUUAUUUAUCUUCUAUUUUAACUUGGCUUUUCUCUUCGUUUUGUUACCUUAGUUUGUUUUUUUCUUUCUUUCUUUUUCUUCUUGGUCUCUUCUUGUUGCAAAUAUGUUGCGGUUGUUUAAUCUUCCAUCGUUUAGGUCUAUCGCUGUGAGAACUUAUUCUGCUGUUGCUGGUGGAGAGAAGCCACUUGCCAUGCCGGCGGUUGAUUUCGAUCCUAAAUUACAUGAAAUUGUGGAUAAGAUUGAGAAAUUAACACUUUUUGAAGUAUCAAAUUUGAAUCAACUUCUCAAAACGAGAUUAAAUAUACCAGAGACUACAAUGAUCGGCUCCAUGCCUUCAGUUUCUGCUGCACCAGUUGAGGAGCAAGAAAGCGAUGAACAGACGGUUAAAGCGGUAAAAUCAGCAUAUACCGUUAAAUUGGUGAAAUUUGACGAAACUAAGAAAGUUGGCCUAAUCAAAGAAAUCAAAACAUUAAUUUCUGGUCUCAACUUAGUCCAAGCAAAGAAAUUUGUUGAAUCAAUACCCCAAGUGGUGAAAAGUGAUCUUUCCAAGGAUGAAGCAGAAAAACUAAAAACACAAUUGGAAUCAUUAGGAGCAACAGUCUCAGUGGAUUAAUUUGUAACAUAAAAAAGAGAAUAAUCCAAAUCAGAAUUAGAAAGAAAGAAUUAGAUGAAAUUGUAUGACCAUUGCGACUAUUAAAUUCAAAUUUUGUGCAGAA